AUGAGUAAUGGGCAGCAGGGAUUCUUGCCGAGCCUCAAGCUUGGUCCAAGAGAGGCGCCAAAGCAACAGACAGCUCGGGCAGCGUUCGGCACCAAGGAGCCUGGAGUCCGGCUUUCCUUGCCGGCAACCCCGCAGAGCGCACGAAUUCAGAAACCAGUGCAGAGGCCCCCAGAGACCCGGGCCGAAGAAGCAGCUGAUGACUUGGAUGCUGGCCACUUUAACAUCAGCACUUCGACAGUCGCCAGCUGUCCGGCUUUGCAGAUCACUGCGCAAGAGUGGGGCUCAUCUGCGGCAUGGCUGAUGCAGGCAGACAUCAUUCGGAACCAUCGCUUGAAGAGUCAACUCUCGCAGCUGCGCCUGAGCGAUUUCUUCGAUUGCCAUGGUGGUCCCCAUUUCAAGAGGUUGAGCAUCAGCUUCGCAGCCAAGCAGAAUGCCCAAGUGGGCUCCACCUUCGGAUCUACCUCCAACCUUCACGAGUAUGCGGAGCUGAGCGAUUUCCAGGGCACGUCUCACUCAAGCGAUGAAAGGGAGAAAGGUGAGAGUAAGGCACUCCUUGAGGACUCGCACUCGCAAGGGGACUUGAAGGAGCUCAGCGGGCUUAGCGAUUUAGGCAGCUCCAAGGCCUUCCUGGCCGCCUCCGAGGCGAGGGCCCGGGAUUUGCUGAUCACGCAGCAGAAGGCCGAGCUCCUCCUUCUGCAGGUCCGAGAUGAGGAGCGCUUGAGGACCGCCGAAGUCGACGAGAGGCGUCUCGGCCUCCUCUUUUCGGAGAUCCCCAACUUCGAGUCUCUCCUGCCCAAAAGCGUGGAGGUGAAGAGCCUGGUACCUGUCGACCUUCUGGAGGAGCAGGAGCAGGCUGAGAAGCAGUCGAUCGAGCGACAGAACGGCUUCCUGGCGGAUAACCACUUCAUCGAAGGAUCUCAGAUGUGUUGGCUCUUUACCCAUGCAGAGGUGCUGGUCUUAUCUCGAUGUCUUUCCAGAUGGUGUGUGUCUACACGAGGGCCCUCGUUUGCCAUGGGCAUGGGCAUGGACCGGCCCACCUUCUGCCGAUUGCUCUUGGAGGUGGAGCUUGUGGAUCAGGUUGCGGUCCCCUACUUCUGGGCCGUGUCCUUGUUUGACAGCUUGGCACAGCCUUGCCGAAUCUGCCCUCCGCAAGCACACCAUGCCCCCACUGCACCUGUCCAGUCUAUCGUGAACCGAUUCCGGCUUAUCUCGCUGCUGGAUAUCAUCGCUCGGCAGCAUUACGAGGCCAUCGACAGAUACGAGUUCGUGGAUCGCAUGAAGCAAGGGGCGAAGAAGCUCAGGAUCUACGACGAUGCCUACGUGGCAGGCAUGACCAAAGCGAACCACGAACACAAAGCCGAACAGCGGGAUGAACGCUCCAAAGAGAAAUCCCACGAGCGCCGCGAGUCUGUAGAUGCGAGCCAUGGAGAGCCAGGCAAACAUAUCCACAGGAAUUCGAAGGCCCAGGGCUCGGAGCGCCGCGAGUCCACGGAUGAGCAUGAGAAGGCUGAAAAGGAAAAGGGCAAGAACCAGCCCCACGUGAAGGUCUGGAAAUCCAUGGUGGAAAGAGACCUGGCCUGCCGGGAACGCCUCGUCACGUCCAUGCUCGUUGAACCCGAAGUUCUCCAUGUGGUUCACUUCUACCGCGAUGUUUUUAGCACUCUCUUCGAGUGUUAUGCUCCAUCGGGGCAGAUGCAGUGGAUGGACUUUUGGCAGUUUUGUGUGGACUUUCACAUCUCGCCGCAGCUGGUAACGGAGCAGCAGCUGCGCAGGGCUUACGAGACUACCGAGUGCUUCACUUUGCUGCCUCCCCGGCCCAUCUUACCUGAGGUUCCCAAGACCAAGCGAAGGGCUGCGGAGUCUACGCCCUCGAAGAGCAGGGCUGGGGCACGGAGGGAGAAGCCAAAUAGUAGUGCGAGCCCCACGCCAUCGCAACCAAAGCUCAAGCAGCUUUCCGCCAGUCCUGACCCAGUUAGCCACGCCCAUUCGGGCAAGGACGAGGACAAGUUCAAAGGCACAGACUCCACAAUCUCAUCGGCAUUGACUGAGGACUCUGAAGCCUUGGAGUGCGACACGGCCUUUGAAGUUCCGGCCUUCACCGAGACGCUUUGCAGAAUCGUGUUCCUGUACCUGGGCUUCUAUGGCAAUGGUGUCCAGCAGAGCAGCUCUUCUCUCUACAAGAUCUCGUGGCUGGUUGCUUACCUCCGGCUCGUUUCCACGCAGAUGCAUGAGGGCUUGGACGACUUUGGCCCAGCUGAGACAGAGCCCGGUUCACCAGAACCUCGUGGAGCAGAGGCUGUGGUGAAGAAGCUGCCCCUGUCUCGAUGGGAGGAACCACCGCGGCAAAAGCUGACCGGCCAGACGAUCUUGCAGCCGCAUGCUGGGCCAGGCAACAAGAAGGUAGUGAGACGUCGUGGUAAGCAGCAGCCGAUGGCGCCCAAAAUGCUUCCCGGGAGGAUCACACGAGAGGCAGCGAUGAAUGUCAACCGGCAGAAAACCCGGAGCUCGGUCAGGGAUGCUGUUCGGCAGCUUGGCAAGGCGUCUGUGGUGGUGCGCGCCAUACACGACGUGACCAAUGUCACAGUCAAGAAGAUGGACAGUUCCAGCGAUGAGGACCUUCCUACCGGGCCGACAGCAGCUAGCAGAGGCAGCACGCCGAAGGCGCCUGUGGCGCCGGGCGGGCCAGCGGCAGCUGCAUCUGCUCGGAGUCGUGUGGACCCGGAUGCGUUGACGUCGCAUGUGGCCUCGGCCUUCAAGCCGAUGGCACGGGAGCCGCCCAAUCAGGUGCUGCCGGUUGAGGAUCUUCUGAAGGCAGAGGCUGGGAAGUUUGCGGUGGAGAACGGCCGGUGCCAACUCUGUGAGCGGAGCGGUGAUAGAGAUCUGAGCUGGUCAAAUCCAGGCUGUCGUGGCUGCUCCGUCGUCGAUGCAUUGAAGCUAGAGGACCACUUGUUUGCGAGGCUGAUGCUCCCCGAUCGGAGUGCGAGCAAUGUGAAGAUACGGCGGCCAAAGGCGAAGCCUCUCGUGGGGAGCCGCCUGCGUCCUACCUUUGUCUCUGGCCCAGACCCAAGGCAGAUAACGAUAUCCAUCUUCUGGUUCGGGUCCUGGGUCGGAGUGGCGGACUGCAGGUCAGCUCGAAAUGCAGGGAUCAGAACACCUGAGCUCGUUGCAUCAAGCGCAGCAUACAACGGUGCGCUGGCAGUCUGGGACACUCGAGGCUUUGACAUCCCUUCAGGUCGGCAAGAGGAGUACAAGCUCAGAUCAGUCUUCGGAUUCACGAUCAAUGCGCCAUUCCUACAGGACGAAGAUCGCAUGAAGAUUGUGGAGAGUGACGAGGUAGCAGCGUGCGGUGAUGCCUACAGCUCCGUGGCCACGCUAAAGGUUCAAGGUCCAACUCACGGCCAACGGGAGUCUGGCACAAGCAGCUCUUCGACCUGGACAGGUUUCGCAGCAAUGCAGCCCGGAUCCUACCGUGCAUGCUUUUGCGGCGGCUUCGGUGAAUGCUGCAAUGUGGAUGGUGCCUUUGCAACCGAGCUUCUACGAUUUGUCGUGGCUGGUGCUGAGAGCGACCAUUAUGCGGUUUGCGAGGUGUCCCUGCUGAGCUGGCCUCUCUCGGAGAUCAAGACCUGCAUCAUCGAAGGCUUCCGAGGUGUGGGUCUUCAGGCAGGGGACAUGAUCAUGCUCCAAACCGGUGAGUUCUGCGGCCUGGCUGGUUCUAUUCCGGGUCUGCCAAACAAUGGAGUCCUGACAAGUCGAUCACCCGAUGCCAGAGAUUUGGCUGGUGUACAUCAAG
Symbiodinium necroappetens is the source of this 3790-nucleotide messenger RNA. The record is from the annotation of a GenBank genome assembly. Lineage: Eukaryota; Dinophyceae; Suessiales; Symbiodiniaceae.